GAAAAUGAUUAAUAGAAAGAAAGAAGUGGUCGAUGCAGUGGGAUCUAGCGAGAAGAAAAUCGACAUUGUAGAACAGGUCGACAGGUCUUAUCAAGACAAUAAUAAGGAGCACAGGGACGGGCUAGUCAUCACACUCAAUCCGAUGCCGAAACCAAGUUCAACCAAGGUCGAUCCGGGAUCGUCGAACUACGUCAACGGCUUCGAGAGCAUCGUCGCAAAUCCAGAUAACGUUACCGCGCGCUCGAUAAAAUUGCCACAAUCCGCUGGUUCGAGUUCGGAGAACCAGAGGAAACGUUAUCAGCGUCGAGAGGCGUCGUUUCGAGACGAGAACAUUUCAAGUGUCGGAAGUUCCAAUAAGAACACAUCGGAUUUCUCGGAGUCGUCGACCGGCGACGUGACGAAGACAGAUGAGAGGAAAAACUCUCCGAGGAUGACUACUGUCCGGCAAGAAAGCGGCCGGAAAGAGCGCGGGAAGGCAUCGAACAGAGCGAGGGAACGCGCGAUGAUAGAUGUCACCGGAUUGCCGGUGGCGAGCGACGAGGACUCGAUCAAGUCGGCAAAAUCUAAUUCGUCGUUAGAGGCGAACGUGAAGGGGAGAGAACAUGUUUUCGAGGAGAGCUUGGAUCAACGGAUUUCACAGAACGUCGAAUAUGUGCUGCGAAAAUCGCACAGAGACGCGUUGGCCAAGAGACAUGAUUUUAUCGCGAGCGCGAAAGUCGCGUUAAAAGCAUCGGAAAGCCCCUCCGUCUGCAAAACCGUGUCUGAAACCCGGAAUCCGUUGAAAACGAGAAAAGUGACGGCGAAAGAAGAAAACGAAAAUUGCCGCUCUUCGGAGAAAAAUAAAGAGUCUAAUCACAAUUGUCGCGAACACAACACCAAAGGGAAGAAGAAAAGAGCGAGAAUAAUGAAUUCAAAGUCAGCCGGAGCUCGCGACAACACGGGAGGUAGUAAGGAAGACAAAGCUUCGAGGCUUGACGGAAAACAAACGCGCGGACUUCAGAAGCGGAUUGUCGAACUGCGACUGCAGCAAGAACGGGAAGAUCUCCAAAAAUAUCUACACGGACUGAAAGACUUAAGACUAGAGUCGGGCUCCACUCGCAGCUAUUUCAGACCUCUGGAAUUCCCGAAAAUCGCGGAAUUUACGCAGCCUGACGUAAACAACUUGGAAUUGAAGCCGGACGAUCAGUUUCGGGAGAGAGUUUUGGCGAUUAGACGUUGGUUGAAGGAUCAAUAUGUUCUGUAUCGUGACUACUGUACUAUGGCGCAAGCGAUCAAUGCCCACUAUGUUCCCACAACGUUGGACGACACCAAAAAGACGAUACGUGAGCUGCGGAAAACAACGAUUAAAAACAGGUGACGUCGAUACCUGAAAUGCGUAGGUGCGCUGCACGCGACUGGUUGAAGCUGUCUAUGAUCUAUCGUUAGAUUAGGUGGAUGCCUCGAGAUAGUGAGUAAUUAAAAUCUACUUAUUUUUCAUUAAGUUAUUAAAAUUUUGGAUAAAAGCAUCAAAUUUUUAA
Molecule: messenger RNA, 1517 nt
Organism: Temnothorax curvispinosus
Lineage: Eukaryota; Metazoa; Arthropoda; Insecta; Hymenoptera; Formicidae
Exons: 6
Coding region: 5-1357 (450 amino acids)
Source: RefSeq, a predicted model, not a curated record